GAACAACGCCACUUUACAAAUUCCUCCAUUGAUUUUUUAAUAAUUGCUCAAUAUGUAAUCUCCACCGCUACAGCUGGUUCUGUUUUACGUGAAAUGACUUUCCAACAUGUCUAUAUUGGUCUUCUAAGGUCUGCGUACUGCAAUGCGCGACAUGGCGUUCGCACCAGACUUUCGAGAUUUCCCACCUCGCGGCGGCUGAGCUCCUUGGAAAGUCGGAAUACGACUCUUAACCCGUCAAUUGGUCGCCAAUUGACCUAUACCCGAACCGAGAAGCUUCCCAGAUCCCAGAAGAAGACAUUCUCGACUACUAGAACCCAGAAUGCCCAGCGGGAAAUCGCCGUUCUCGGCGGUGGCAUCACAGGGCUCACUGCCGCUCAUUACCUAGCUCGCAACGCGAAGAACGCACAUAUCACGCUGUACGAAGGGUCUUCGAGACUGGGCGGUUGGGUACAAUCAGAAACUCUCCGUGUAGGCGACGGGGAGAAUGAUAAGGUCCGGUUCCAGCGUGGUCCACGAAUACUUAGGCCUUAUACAACGUCUGUAAAGUACGACGAAAUGGUCUUAUAUGACGUGCUCACUAAUCUAAAUUUAUACCUAUCGCUUCGCUUUAUUUCCAAAAAAGAUCAUUCUCGUUACUUAUACUACCCGGACCACCUAGUUAAGAUGCCGUCACGCGAAAGAACCCUAGACAACUUUCUCGCGACCUUCAACAGCCUCCUUACCGAACCCAUAUGGGCCGGAGGUAUUAAGUCCGGUCUCGCGGCGUAUUUUACGGACUUCGCAUCUGAGCAACCCACAGAUUACAAACCGUUAGCCCAAGACGAAUCUAUUGGCCAAUAUUUCGAUAGGAUGUUCGAAGGAGACGACCGAAUCACCAAUAACGUAAUUUCCGGCAUGAUCCAUGGCAUCUCCGGCGGCGACAUAUACAAAUUGAGCGCCAAGUAUUCCAUCUUCGGCGAGAUGUGGCGCAAGAGCAAGAGUCCCUUAAACUUGUCAGGUCGUCAUAUUUAUACGGAGGCUAAGGAUUUCAUCAUGUUCCGUGAUAUGAUAAAUAGCGAGAACUCCCUCUAUCUUGCUAUGAUGCUUGAUGAAGCUAGGGACGCUGAUAUCAUGGCAUUCGACGACGGCCUCGACACCCUUGUCGAUGGACUAGUCAAUGAUUUAAAGACACAGAAGAACGUAACUAUUAAAACCGAUCACCCGGUCACGGCUAUAGCCUACGAAAAAGACAAAGUCUCGAUAAAAACUAAGGACAAGUCCCCGAAGCAAUACGACCAGGUAAUCAGCACCCUCUUCUCAAAGCACCUAGCCUCGCUCGUCCAACCCGGUCUCCUACUCGCGCUAGAAGACGCCCCCGCUGUCAGCAUGAUGGUCGUCAACAUGUGGUUUCCGAACCCGGAUAUCCUAGCCAACAACCAUGGAUUUGGGUACCUAGUGCCGUCCACGACACCGGACAAUGAUGAGUGUCUGCUCGGCGUGCUCUUCGACUCCGACAUCCAGACCGUGCCCGACCCCAUUCCGGGGACCAAAGUCACCGCCAUGCUCGGCGGUCACCACUGGGACGGCUGGGAGCAGCUGCCGUCGGCGGAGAUGGGCGCCGCGAUGGCCAAGGACGCCGUGCGCCGACACCUCAAUCUCGAUCCCGCAGAGCCCGUGUUCGCCUCUGCGAAGCUCUGCCGCGACUGCAUGCCACAGCACCUCGUCGGCCACGGCAAGCGCAUGGCCGACGCACACGAGGAUCUCAUGAUAUCAUUCAAAGGCCGCCUCUCCGUCGCCGGACCAAGUUACACCGGGCUCGGCGUAAUCCCCGCUAUGCGCGCGGGCUUCGACAUCGCAAUGGCCGUAGCGAAAGGCCACGGCCCGCCGUGGUUCGGCGACCGCGUUCCCGAAAGACCCUUCCUCCGCGUCGUCCCACAAGACAUCACCGGCAUCCAAACCGACCACGUCGGCAUGACGGGCCUCCUAGGCUUCACCUUAAGGGACACGGAAACCCUCCUCCUCGCGCCGAAAAAGCACAUGUGGGGGAAGAAGUGGCAGACCGAUUGGGCUACCUUUGAGACACGCGAGAAUUGGGAGCAGGUUAAGGCGGAGAUUUAUAAGACGGCGUUGGAGGGGAAGGGGAAGAUGAGGUUUGUUUUGAAGAAGGACGGGGGAGAGAAAGAGAAGGAGAAAGAGCAAUAAUUGUGGGGGUGUAUGUAUAAGGUCUAGAGAUCGCGAAGGGGCGGUCUGGAAUGAAUGGAUGAAUGAAUGGUUUAGGUCGGGUUUAUUUACCUGUGUAUAAUGGGGAUGAUGAGCGUUAACGAAUUCGUUGAUCUUUUUCUCUGGGAUACUUAGCUAUAUGAUUGCGAAGUUGUUAUGUACUUAUGGAAUAGGAUCAUUUAGCACGUCAGGCAAGUCACUAUGCAAAUAAAUAAACACAAAUUCGGUAAUGAAUCAAUUAGCUAAUGAA
Molecule: messenger RNA, 2449 nt
Organism: Annulohypoxylon maeteangense
Lineage: Eukaryota; Fungi; Ascomycota; Sordariomycetes; Xylariales; Hypoxylaceae
Product: Protoporphyrinogen oxidase
Exons: 3
Coding region: 94-2181 (695 amino acids)
Biological process (GO): heme biosynthetic process
Cellular component (GO): mitochondrial inner membrane
Molecular function (GO): protoporphyrinogen oxidase activity, oxygen as acceptor
Source: RefSeq, a predicted model, not a curated record